ACCUGUGAUUAAAAGACCACGGGGAACCCUAUGAAAAUAGAUCAAAAGAUGAUCACAGUGGUACUUUAAGCUUGAAAUGACUUGAAACAAAAAGUUUUACUAAUAUCUAUGACUUGAACUUUGAUAACAGUUCCCCAAAAGCGGGGGUCUUCAUUGCAGCACAUGUUCCACCUUUUAUGUUUGUUUUGGAAGGGAUGGAAGAUCAAUAAAAAAAUCUAUUUUCUAAAUUUGAAGAACACAUUUUUAUUUAAUUAUUUAAAGAGAACAGUAUCUAAAGAAAAAUGAAAGUCUUCCUUGCUUUUGGCUGUUCCAUCCCUUAAGCCCCGCCCCCUUUUUCCCCGAGUCACUAAACACCCCCCAUACAGCCGGCUUUGUUGCAGCGCUGCAGCAUCAGAAGGUGAACAGGGGGUUAUUUCGCAUCAAGCAGCUGCAGGAUUUUUCACAUUUUUAAGAAAAGAAGCAGCUUUGGUGGGAUUCUAAAGCGUCACGAGCGUCCUUCUGCUCUCGCGUGGCUUUGUUUCGCCGCUUCUUCAAGGGCAGACGGAGAUCCAUGACAUACGUUGAAUCGGAGAGGACACCGCUUCAGUGUCACGCAAGGCCACGGUGGUGCGGGGGUUCGGUGAUGGACGCAGAGAGGUUGGAGCAGCAGGUGGCCAGCGUGGAGCGGGGCAUUGUCUUCCUGAAGCGCGAGCACCUGGUGAUGCUGAGCGGUCUGCAGCGGGAGAUCACGCACCUGAAGAGGCGCUGUCACGAGCUGAGCUGCGAGCUGGACUCCAGGUUUCCCAACAGACGCACAGCAGAGGAGGAAGCAGAGCUCGCCGCACGCUGUGAGGCUGCAGAGCGCCUGCUGCAGCGUCAGCAGCACAUGAUGGUCUCCACGCGUGGCGAGCUGCGAGCCGGCCGGGCUCGAGCGUCAGCACUUGGUAGGAGUCUCCGGGAGGAGGAGCGGCGUUUCCUGGAGGAGCUGAAGCAACGGAGUCAUAAGAUCACGCUGCUGAACCGGGAGCUUCAGCGUCAAAACGUCACCACCAUGUCCCUCUGCCACCAGCUCCAAAACGCACAGUUAAAACUCUUUCAGCAGCAGCAGGGGGCGGGAUCUGCUGCAGGGACGGAGGAGGAGGAGGCCAGAGGGGAGGAAGGAGAAGAGGAGGAGGUGGACGAAGUAGGUCAGGAAGACUGGUUAUUGUCCCCACCUGCACCUGUGUCUCCGGGUCAGGGAAGAGCAAAACACCAGAGGCUUGUGAGCCUGAGGGAGGAGAGAGUCAGAGCCUGCGUCCCACAGGAGAGAGUGACGUCACCACAGCGGCCUCACUCAAUGCCUGACCCCGCCCUCUUUUUGGUGCCGCUCAGAUAUCGCCUUCUUCGCCUGGGCCAGCAUAGCAGACCUAACGAUGGAGAUGGUGUCGAGGAUGAGUGGGAGGAUUUGGAGGACAGCGGGGUGCACAGGAGGGUGGACAUGGGAGCAGCGGAGGGAGAAACUGCACUGUGAGGACGAUGAAGAGGCAACUCCGUCUUCCAUGUCUUUCAUAUGCAUUUAUUUUAAAGCAGACUUCUGACUGUCUGUAGUGUCUUAAAAUUCAGUUGCACACCUAACAUUUCACAGGAGAGCAAGACCAGGCCUGCAGGAAUACAUGUGAAUAGAAUUUAUCACAUGAGUUUCACGUAAAGUGGUCAAAGUGGUCAAAAAAAGACUCAUCAGUGAUUUAUAUUGAUGCUGUUUCCUUUUAGAACUCUGCUGAUCAUUAAAAGCAGCCUCGUCUCCAGUCAAUGAACACUUUCUUCACCUUUGCUUAAAAUAGCUUGUUUUUCACUGCAAUACUCCCUUUCAGCUUCAGAAGGUCAAUUGAGAGGGCUUUUAUGAAUUUUAUAUGAUUUGCACCUUAGUAAAUUCAUGCAAUGUGCCUAGGUAUGGCAAAAA
Messenger RNA from Oryzias latipes (Japanese medaka), 1918 nucleotides. Its product is annotated as coiled-coil domain-containing 92B. The record is from RefSeq and is a predicted model, not a curated record. Lineage: Eukaryota; Metazoa; Chordata; Actinopteri; Beloniformes; Adrianichthyidae.